Molecule: messenger RNA, 1184 nt
Organism: Olea europaea var. sylvestris
Lineage: Eukaryota; Viridiplantae; Streptophyta; Magnoliopsida; Lamiales; Oleaceae
Product: serine/threonine-protein kinase/endoribonuclease IRE1a-like
Exons: 5
Coding region: 24-1016 (330 amino acids)
Biological process (GO): intrinsic apoptotic signaling pathway in response to endoplasmic reticulum stress; IRE1-mediated unfolded protein response; mRNA processing
Cellular component (GO): IRE1-TRAF2-ASK1 complex
Molecular function (GO): ATP binding; RNA endonuclease activity; protein serine/threonine kinase activity
Source: RefSeq, a predicted model, not a curated record
GUCAUGCAUUUAUUAGCAAAAACAUGGAUACAGAGUUUUCGAUGGAGUAUAGGGUCCAUUUGGAAUCUAUAAAAGGCUCUAUGCAGGAGGUUGAACUGUGGAAGGCAGAUGGAUAUCCUUCACCUGUUUUGUUGAAGCUGAUGAGGGAUGUGAUAUGCGGACUUGUACAUCUCCAUGAACUGGGAAUUGUGCAUCGCGAUUUGAAGCCGCAAAAUGUGUUAAUAUUCAAAGAUAGAUCUUUUUGUGCAAAGCUUUCUGAUAUGGGAAUUAGUAAACGUCUUAUUGAAGACACAUCCUCACUGGGGCAUCAUGCUACUGGCUGUGGAAGUUCGGGAUGGCAAGCUCCUGAACAGCUUCUUCGUCAGCGUCAAACAAGGGCAGUCGAUGUGUUUAGUCUAGGUUGUGUUCUGUUUUUCUGCUUUACUGGUGGUAGACACCCUUUUGGUAGCCCUCUUGAACGUGACAUCAAUAUCACAAAGAAUAAAGUUGACCUUUUCCUGGUGGAACAUAUUCCGGAAGCUAUUGAUCUGCUUUUGCAAUUAUUAAAUCCUAAUGCUGAAAUGAGGCCAAAGGCGUCAGAGUUGCUUUACCAUCCUUUAUUUUGGAGUGCGGAGAUGCGAUUAUCCUUCCUUCGUGACACAAGUGACAGGGUAGAAUUGGAAGACAGAGAGACCGAUCCUCUUCUAUUAAAAGCUCUAGAAAGUACAGCCCCAUUGGCUUUAGGUGCAAAGUGGGACGAAAAGAUGGAAUCUUCAUUUCUUGAUAACAUCGGACGCUAUAGACGUUAUAAGUAUGAUAGUGUUCGUGACUUAUUACGAGCCAUGCGUAACAAGUUGAAUCAUUAUCGAGAGCUUCCCACAGAAAUGCAGAAAUUAAUCGGAUCGGUUCCCGAAGGAUUUGAUAGGUAUUUUAUGACUCGGUUCCCAAAAUUAUUGAUCGAAGUCUACAAAGUCAUGUACACACACUGUAGAGAAGAAGAAUGGUUUCACAAGUACUUCAAAGGUACAACAUUCUAGCUUCUUACAUGUGUUUAGAAGAUUUAUGGUCCAUCAUAUAUACUGGGGAUUUGUAUAUACUACUGGUGUGUACAUACACAUGUAAUGCUAAUGUAAUGCAUCGAUGAACAAUGAUAAUUAUGUAAAAUUUGUAACAGUCAGAAGUUAUAAUAAUCUUAUGUUGCUGCC